AUGUCUCGUAUUGGCAGUGACAUGGCAGGGCAGUUACGCACUCCAACUCUCCUGCACCGCCGCCUUGGUCCACCCGUCCAGAAAGUGCAGCUUGAUGAUGCAGUUGGAUGGAUGGGAUGGCCUGGUUGCCUUUGCUGGUUGGACCGAAUAGCACAACUAAUGAAAAUAAACCACCCCAGGUCUAUGCACGCCGCGACGCUAGCCAUCCUGGGCAAGGACCAGACCAUUUUGGCAGCCAUGAUCGGCUAUGCUCCAAUUUAUGUUCAUCAGCUCGCAGGACACGGCGCUGCACAUGUCCUUGGGCAUGCAUGCACAAGCCAAUGCAAGGCGCACAACCCACACCACACAACCUGGAGAGAUGAUGUGCGAGGAUUGACGAAAGGGAAUGAAGGGAAGGGCAUCAUCAAGGCAGGGAAGGUUGCUACCAGACAUCAAUCAAUAACCGCCAAACAUCGUGGGGUUCAUGAGUGGUCAUGGCCGAACCCAAAUCUUUCGCUUACAUGGACUAGAUGGAGCACUUACACCACACUGCCGGGUGCGUUGAACCAAGGCAAGAUGAUGCAGAUCGCCGUCAGUACGAAUAUCUGUACAUGA
Molecule: messenger RNA, 594 nt
Organism: Pochonia chlamydosporia 170
Lineage: Eukaryota; Fungi; Ascomycota; Sordariomycetes; Hypocreales; Clavicipitaceae
Exons: 2
Coding region: 1-594 (197 amino acids)
Source: RefSeq, a predicted model, not a curated record